This is a messenger RNA of Plasmodium yoelii, 828 nucleotides long. RefSeq names its product PIR protein. The coding region runs from base 1 to 828 and encodes 275 amino acids. The transcript is spliced from 3 exons. The record is from RefSeq and is a predicted model, not a curated record. Lineage: Eukaryota; Apicomplexa; Aconoidasida; Haemosporida; Plasmodiidae.
AUGAAUAAGGACGUGUGUGGUAUGUUCUUUGCUGUAAGAGGUUGGUUUCCCGAUGGAUUGAAUAAUGGAGAUUAUCAAUUUAAUGAUAAUAAUCAAUACAAAAUGGAUCGUAAUAAAGAGGAAUAUACUGAUAUCGAUAAAAUUAACGGUUUUUGUUUAUGGUUGUUUAAAGCAAUUUUUGGAGAUUCUGUUUCGUUCAAUAAUUAUGCAAACAGUAAUAUCAAUAUUGUUGGAUACAUUUUGGCGUGGUUAAGUUAUAAGUUACAUCAAAAGUCACAUGAUGGAAUCAAGAAUCUAAAUGAUUUUUAUAUUAAACAUAUAAAGGAUAAUACACAUUAUAAAACGCGCAUAGAUAAUGUUACUGAUUAUACAAAUUAUAUUGAGCUUAUAAAUAAAAAUAAGGAUUUGCUGAAUAUUAAUUUUGAAGACAUGUCUAAAUUUUAUGAAGCAUUUAUAUUAUUAUGUGACAUGUAUGAUGGACUUGAUGACGUCAAUCCAAAAUGCGAGAAAUAUUUGGAAUGUGAUAAUGAAUUUUUAAAAAAAUAUGAAGAACUUAAGAAAUAUUCUAGUACUUCUGGAAGCAAUUCAUAUAUUCAAAUGUUGUCUAUUUUAUCAAAUUCUUAUGAUAAUUUAAAAAGUAAAUGUAAUAAUUUUUCAUCCCUUCUAACUUAUUCACUAAUUUCAAUUGCAUUUAUAUUUGUUGCAAUACCAAUUUUUUUGGGAAUUUCUUAUAAGUAUUCGUUAUUUGGAUUUCGGAAACGAGCUCAAAAACAAUAUUUAAGAGAAAAAAUAAAAAAUAUAAAGAAGAAACUGAUCAUUAAUAUAUAA